Molecule: messenger RNA, 1242 nt
Organism: Momordica charantia (bitter melon)
Lineage: Eukaryota; Viridiplantae; Streptophyta; Magnoliopsida; Cucurbitales; Cucurbitaceae
Product: gibberellin 2-beta-dioxygenase 2
Source: RefSeq, a predicted model, not a curated record
UUUGAUUAUCAUCUUCAAACCAUAGCCUUAUUGUUCUUGAAAGUUGAAACCAUGCCUUGUCCCACAGCCAUGAGAACCAAGAAGGCCAAAGCUGUCGGAAUUCCGACCAUAGAUCUCUCCGAAAGCAGGGCAAGAACAUCCAAGGCCAUUGUAGAGGCCUGCGAGGAGUUUGGAUUCUUCAAGCUUGUCAACCAUGGAGUUUCUGAUCAAGCCAUUGCCGGACUUGAACGGCAGGGCUUCGAUUUCUUCGCCAAGCCGGCCCCGGAGAAGCGCCGCGCUGGCCCUGCCGACCCCUUCGGCUACGGCUGCAAAACCAUCGGCCCCAAUGGCGACACCGGCGAGCUCGAGUACCUUCUUCUUCGCUCCGACCCGGCCGCCAUUGCCGAAACCUCCCUCUCCAUCUCUAGCGACCCUCCUUCUUUCAGCUAUGCUGUAAAUGAGUACAUUAAAAGUGUGAAAGAAUUGGCAUGUGAGAUUCUUGAUCUGGUGGGUGAGGGUCUAUGGUUACCCAACAAGUCCAUCAUCAGUGGCUUAAUCAGAGACGUCCAAAGUGAUUCAGUUCUGAGGAUCAAUCACUACCCUGCAGUCAAGCAUACAGAAGAUUGGGAACUCUCAUCAAAAUCUCACCCUUCAAACAAUACCAGGAUUGGAUUUGGGGAGCAUUCUGACCCUCAGAUCUUGACCAUCUUGCGAUCCAACGACGUUGGUGGCCUCCAAAUCUCCUUGCCCGGUGGGUUGUGGGUCCCCGUUUGCCCCGACCCCUCGGCGUUCUACGUCUUGAUUGGUGAUGCCUUUCAGGCAAUGUCAAAUGGAAGAUUUGUAAGUGUGAGGCAUAGGGCAAUGGCAAACAACUCAAACAAGCCAAGAAUGUCAAUGAUGUACUUUGGAGCACCACCAUUGAAUGCAUGGAUUGCACCUCUAUCAGAGCUGAUGCUCCCUCAUCACCCGUCUAUGUACCAGCCCUUCACGUGGGGCCAAUAUAAGAAAGCGGCGUAUUCUCUUAGAUUAGCGGAUUCUCGUCUGGAUCUCUUCAAAGCUUCAAAAUAAACUUAAAAAUUUAGACGGAGUUAAUGAUAAUGAUACUCAUUAGGGUUUAUAAUAGCAAAUAUAUUCAAUUUGGGUUCAAACCCAAAUGUUUAGGGAUUUAACGGUAGUGACGAUUACAUGAUCUCGAGCAACUCUCUUGAAUUUUGUACAUAAUUUGUGUAUUUGGAUGUUGUAUUUUACCUAAUGUAUAGUGCA